Molecule: messenger RNA, 1357 nt
Organism: Pseudoliparis swirei
Lineage: Eukaryota; Metazoa; Chordata; Actinopteri; Perciformes; Liparidae
Gene: haus8
Product: HAUS augmin like complex subunit 8
Exons: 10
Coding region: 15-1145 (376 amino acids)
Source: RefSeq, a predicted model, not a curated record
ACUUCAAAAACAUAAUGGCGUCGAGAAGAACAUCAACAAUGUUAACAAACCCUAGUUUAAAAAGUUCCUCCACCGACACUAAAAGUCCAAAAAGUGAGAGCAAUGCGAGUAAACUUGACACCACCGUGACUGGGAAGAAAACUGUUAAACCAAGUGUAACUUUUGUCAAGUCUCGGUACAUGCAGUCUGCUGAGAAGGCAUCUCUAUCAAAGAGUAAUUCACUGACCAACGAGUCUAUUGCUGCUCCGCUGAGACCUUCCUCACCAAAACCCGGUGGUGUCAAAUCGAGGGUGGGUACUCCACCAAGACGCUCCAUGCCCCCACAGGCCCCAGCAACAUCAAUGAUGUCACAGGAAGCUGAGCCUUUGGUUCUUGGGAAAAGUAUUCUGCAAUCCACUUUCUCAGAUGGACCCGGCUUUCGACCAAAUUUUGAUAUUUCAGUCAUUAAUGAAAAAACUAUUUUGGAAAAAGCAAAAACUAUUUUGGAAAAAGCAGUAGAGCCAGAGAGAAAUACAGAGAUUAAUAAGGGGAACAUUGAGGCGCAGGCAUUCCUACUGGCCUACCUCACAGCUAAGAUGGAGAGCAAUACUGCAAAGGCUGAGGCUGAGGCAGAGGCCUGGAUCAUGGAGGUGAUGGAGGAAGAAGAGGCGCUGCAUAAUGAGGUUCAGGAGAAGAAACGUCGGUACCUCCUCGCGGAGAAGGACAGACUAGCGAAUGAGAUUCUGGAUUUACAGAUCGCUGCACUGACUCCUGUUGUGGAAACUGCCAAGCAAUUCACAAAUGACUACAAGACUUUCGCCACAGCUGUUGAUGCCACGCGACAUGAGCUGCCCGUCAAGAACUUCUACAUUGACGGGGACAGAAGGGAAUUCCUAGAUAAGGCUCAGGCUUGCCUGAAGGUGAGUGAGACGUUGCUGAUGGAGUGCACAGAGGGAGACCAUGAGGGCAACACCAUUUCUCUAGAGUGCCUUCGGGACAUAAAAACAACAUCAAAGACCAUCCGUCAGCAGCUGUCAGGUACAUUGUCUGACCUGCUGGAGUUGUCGUCAUUGGUCGGCCGCCAUGCAGUCCACGCCCAUCAGGCCACGGAGGAGGAACAGCUUGGCACUGCGAGGACCAGCCAGCUCUUCUGUCCCAAAAAGUGAAGGAUACCAGUGGGGACACAGUACAUGCACUUUGGAUCAUUCCCCCAAGUCUACAUAUAUUUGUACCUUUUGUGUCUUGUUUUUAUGUGUACUGUCCUGAUUUCUGUCUGCUUUGCAGCUGUGUUAUGAUAUAUUGUAUAUGAUAAAUAAUGACUGAUACUUUUUUACCUUUAUUGAUGGUAAAUUGCUAAUAAAAGAAACAAGAAAUCAAA